UAAAAGCUUCCGAGACCACGAGAGCGCUGCGGCUUCCUGUUAAGUCUUUGGGAGUUUGAGGCCAGCCGGGGAGACAGAGGAACCGCAGGGCCCUGCUGCGGCUCAGAGACCUCUUUCGUCCGUCCAUCUCUGGGCUUCGUCUGAGGCUCGGGGCCGGCCAGGAAAUCAGUGCGUCGCGGGACUCGGGCCUCAAACACUUCCGGCAUGCUAGGAUUAACUGCUGAGUCAUCGAGCCCGCGUAACUGAAUUACUUGCAUUUAGGAUCUCCCAGCUUGCACUCCCCGGUUGUCGAAUUAAGGGAAUCCUCUUCCCGAAGAUUGAUCCGUCAGGAUGAGCUGCAAGACCCCACCUGUACUCCAGGAGCUGGCAGAGGACAGCCUCCUGAAAAACCAGGCCUUGGCUGUCGCCGCUCUGGAUGACCUGCCCUCACUUUUCUUCCCGUCGCUGUUCAAAAAGGCCUGCAGACACAGACUGGUUGGGAUCAUCAAGGCGAUGGUGCAGGCUUGGCCCUUCCCCUGCCUUCCACUGGGGGCCAUGGUCAGUAGGAAGACUGCCUACCGGAGAAUCUUAGAGAUUGUCCUGUAUGGCUUCGAUGCUUUGCUUUUCCAGGAAGUUCCCCACAGGAGGUGCAAGCUGAAAGUGCUGGAUUUACGGGUCAUGCCUUUGAAGCUGUGGAACAGGUUGCCCGUGUUCGGGACUGCUGGCUGUAGUGAGAAUCCAGCAGUGCUGGGCCAUUCAGGAACACGGGUGAAACAGCCAGUGAAGGUGCUGGUAGACAUGGUCCUCAAGGAGAGCCCGCUAGAUUCCACGGAGGCCUUCCUCGUUCAAUGGGUAGACAGCAGGAGUGGUUUGGUGAAGCUGUGCUGUUGCAAGCUGCAGAUCUGGGCAAUGUCCAUUUACUACCAUCGGAAACUCUUGGAGAUCUUGGAUCUGGACUCUAUCCAGGAGCUGCGUGUAUACUGCAUCAGCAAUCCCGUCUGCCUGCUAAACUUCGCCCCUUACCUGGGCCGCAUGAGGAACCUGCGCUGUCUCAUUCUCUCUCACCUCUGGCAGGCCUUCUCCAUGACUCCAGUGGAGAAGCAGCAGGUCAUCACCCAGUUCACCUCUCAGUUCCUUAAACUGAAAUGCCUCCAGAUCCUGCAUCUGGACACUGUCUUCUUCCUAGAGGGCCAUCUGGAUGAGCUAUUCUGGUGGCUAAAGACACCCUUAGAGACCCUGUCAGUGAUUGAUUGUAAUCUCUCAAAAUCAGACUGGAUCCAUAUAUCCGAGUUCCAGUGCACAAGUCAGCUAAAACACCUGAAUUUGAAAUGGGUCAAACUCACCCAUUUGAGCCCAGAGCCCCUGAGAAUUCUGUUACUGAAAUCUGCAUCUACCCUGAUUUCCCUGGAUUUGGAGGGCUGUCAAAUGAUGGACUCCCAGCUCAGUGCCAUCCUACCUGCCCUGAGAUGCUGUACACAGCUCACCAAGUUUAAUUUCCACGGGAACUACAUCUCCAUGCCUAUCCUGAGGGAACUGGCACAUAACGUCGUCAAGCAGAAAUCCCACCCGUCAAAGAUCCACUUUAUCCCAAGCUGUGAUCAUCACAGUGGUCUGGACUUCGAAGUCAUUUCUCAGCCUCAUAUUGUGUUUGUAGAUGUGGAGAGGACUACUGGGCAGCAAGAACAGGUCUUGUUUUAUGCUGUCUGCUCUGGAGAAUAUGUGUUGUGAUGUCCCUCUGAUGGGUUGGGACUUGUUGGGCAUCUCUAAUGAGAUGCAGAUUGAUGCUCUCCUGUGGACACUGGGAGGUGGAGGGCAAUACACAGGUGCCAUCUGGUCAGAGUAUGUCCAACACAUGGUUUUACACUGUUGUUCUUCUGAGUGGUAGGGAAAUUGAUGCUAGAGUGCAAAAAAGUGAGAGUGUUUGACAUAGGGAGUGUGAGACAUCGACAGACAUCAUGGGUUCUGGUUGGGCAGGUGCAAAAGGGCAUUCCUCCAGCCUGGUGGUUUUCGGAUUUUAUGGUGGAAAACGGGACUGGCCCACUUGGAUGAUUUGAGUCCUGUGACUGCUGGAAACAAACUUGAACUCCUGGUUCUUCUGCUCUUGGCUUCUGCGUGCUGAGCUUAGACUCAAAACCCCAUACCUGGUUCCUUACAGCUCCUUUAACAUCGUGGCUGUGCAUAGGUUUUCUAGUCCAACACUAACAUUGAGUAGCAGUUUUUGUGGGACUAGAGAGAUGGACUUAGCAGUUGAGAACACUUGAUGCUUUUUGUAGAGAACCUGGGUUUGAUUGAUUCCCCAGAUCCACAUGGUGGCUCAGCCAACCAGAACUACUCACAGGGCACACGAGGCAUGAGUGUGGUGCAUUAGUCUUGCGUAUACGUGAAACACUCAGGCAUGUACAUCUGAAAUAAUUUAAAUACUGGUUUGUAUUGCUGACACCGAAUGUCUUGGGUCAGCCAGCACCCAGCAUUACUGUGACAGACACUGUUAAGUCAUAUAUUUAUACUCAUAAAAUGCCACUUAUGAGCUUAGGAAAUUGAACCAGGAAUGUGUGGACAAGUGGACAAACUCUAGCAGAAAAAAAAGAAACCAAGCUUUUAUGACAAUAUUAGACACCCUAGACCACUGUUGGAUGCAGUUCCCAUCCUGAUUCAUCUAAAGAGGGACAUCAGGUACUGGGGCCAUGAUAAUGUGUGUUCUCAGGCUGGGUUGAUACAAGCUCUGACUCUGUCCCUAGGCUGCAACAUGACAUCCCCCACUGCUGGGCCUCUUUAAUUGUUUUGUGGUUAGUGUGUUGUCUCUCCAAAUGAGGCUGUGGUUAAACCUCAGGUGGUGUGUAUCAUGCUCACUCCUUCCCUUGACAAGACUUUCAUGGAACCAGAAGCUUGAUGGUUCACCUAGACCUAGACCUGUUAGCCAGAGGGCUCCCAUGGGUCUGCCGGUCUCUGCUGGAGCUGCAGGCUCAUGCCUCUGUGACUGACCUUUCUUAUUUCUUUUUUCUUUUCUUUCUUUUUUCUUCUUUUUGAGACAGGGUCUCCAUACAGACCUGUUAGAGAACUCAUUAGACCAGACGGGCCUCAGUCAAAAAUUCCACCUUGAUUACAGUUGUACGCCCUGUGCCGGGCUAGUGUCCCUGUUUAAUUUAGUGGGUGGAAUUGGCCUUACAUGUUGACCCAUCCCUACCUCCUGAUUGUUAGGAUUAUGAGUGUAAAUGCCACACGUGGUUUUAUGCUUUUUCUGGGGAUUGGACCGAAAGCUUUUCAUUAUACAGCAUCUGUUCACAUGUCCAGUGGUGCCUGUGUGGGGGUCAGGACAAUUUGUAUGAGUUGGAACUCCUACCAUGUGGGGCUUGGGAGUUGAAUUGACAUGACAGCCAUCUCUGUGGUCUGAACCUAUAGCGUCUUGCUUGCAAACGUUCUGCACCCUGAGCUACAUCCACAGCCUGUCCCUUUAAUCCCCCCCCCACUCCCACCCAGGAAUUUGUUGUGUAACCAGGCCAGUCUCAACUCACGGAGAUCCAUGGCCUGCCUCUGCUUCCCAGUGCUGGGAUGAAAGGCCCGCCCAUCUAAGCCUGGCAUCGCCAAUUCUUUCUUCUUGUCCUGGUUGGUUUUUGUUUUUGUUUUUUGUUUUUUGUUUUUUUUUUUGCCUCCAUAUCAUUUCCUGUAGUGCAAUGCAUGGUUAAGAUUGGAAAGAAAGCUUGAAUUGUUAGUGGCUGUGAUUCGCAAGUGAAAUUACAGUAUUUAGUGGAUUAUACACAUCAAAGUUGGUGUAGCCUGUUGAUUUGUUCAAUAAAUUCUGAUGUUAUCUAAA
Rattus norvegicus (Norway rat) is the source of this 3790-nucleotide messenger RNA. Lineage: Eukaryota; Metazoa; Chordata; Mammalia; Rodentia; Muridae. The record is from RefSeq and is a predicted model, not a curated record.